AUGUCUUCCAUGAUGCCCGCCGCAGACAGCGUGGCCCGCACAAUGGGCUCCGUCGUGGCAAAAAUCAAGGCGGUCGCCGACAAGGCCAACAGACUGCCACCGAGGGUCGUCGCUGUCAGCAAAACCCAGCCUGCAGAGCGCAUAGCGGCAGCCUAUGAGGCAGGAAUGAGGCACUUCGGUGAAAAUUAUGUUCAGGAACUCAUUGAGAAGGCCCCCCAACUGCCAGAGGACAUAGAAUGGCAUUUCAUUGGACAUCUGCAGUCGAAUAAGGUCAACAAGCUCUUAGAGGGAGUUCCCAACUUGAAGAUGAUUGAAACUGUGGACAGCGAGAAGCUGGCAAACAAACUUAACAAGGCCAUCCUGUCCCUUGCUCGGCCACCACUAAACAUCAUGGUCCAGGUCAACACCAGCGGCGAAGAAUCGAAGAGUGGCCUGAGUCCAGAGGACGUGGUGUCCUUGGCAAGGCAUGUGCACACACAGUGUCAAUACCUCGAGUUAAAAGGCCUGAUGACCAUUGGUAUGCCAGACUACACAUCCCACCCAGAAAACUUUUUGUGUCUGCUGAAGUGCCGCGAAGCUGUGUGCAGAGACCUUGAUAUACCUGUUGAUGACCUGGAUCUGAGCAUGGGGAUGUCUGGAGACUAUGAGCAAGCUAUCGAAAUGGGGAGCACCAAUGUGCGGGUUGGGUCGGCUAUUUUUGGAGCGAGGGAUUAUUCUCUGUGA
Ostreobium quekettii is the source of this 723-nucleotide messenger RNA. The record is from the annotation of a GenBank genome assembly. Lineage: Eukaryota; Viridiplantae; Chlorophyta; Ulvophyceae; Bryopsidales; Ostreobiaceae.